CUUCUUAGUUAAUGUUAGUGUGAUAAAAACAAUGAUAAUCGGUACUAAUGAAGUUAUAACUGUGUUUUUCACAGGUACAGUAUGUCUAUGGUAGUGCGUUUGGUUAGAGGAGAGUGGAGAAAAGACGAUGAAGGCUGUUACGAACAUGUCUCGGCUUUGGAGGGAUUUACGAUGGCAGUAUGGCUGAGGGAGACAGAUGGAUACAAUAAGGUUGUUAACGCGGUAAAGGAAAGAUUGGCGCUACGCGAGACUGACGAUAUCGAGCUAAGUUAUCAGUGGCCUCAGUGGAUGAUGGGCCCUGACUGGAAAAGAGCAAACCCCAUCCACAUCCUAGAUGAUGAAGAUAUGACCCUGGUCAUGGUGAUAAGAGCUGAUCUUGAAGAGGUGCAUCUGCGAGUUAAGGUGAUAAGGGGAGGGCUGGAGAAGAAUGUUAAUUCAUACAAGAGCCAUUUAGAUUUGGGAGGACUGACAUCAGAGCAGAUAUCGGAUAAGUACGCGGAAACUAGGCAGUCCUAUAACACAGAGAAACGAAAGGCAACAGCCAGUGAGAAAGGCAAAGGACAUGUUACCGAGGCAACAGUGUUUCAAAAUGCUCACGCUAAUGGAUUAUCAGACGAAAGCCUACGACUGACACUUUCUGGUGCAUCCAUGGCAACAUCCCAACAAACAAUCUUAACUUUGUCGUCAUCAAACUCUUCAUUCGGCACACCAACGACACAGUCAACCAGUAUUUCAUUCUCAACCGAGGAGCUAAUGGAUGGAGAGAUUAAAAACACAUCGCCUACCGGAGUAAUAGGUCCAAACACAAUGGAGGACUAUUACACAGACGCGGAUGGACCAUUGUGUUUGACUCCAAGAGUUCCCUUAGAAGUGGGGAAAAUACUAGGUACGCCGGUAAUGGAAAAGGGAUCUGGUUCAUCUCAAGGGAAGGAGGUUCCAGAGGGAGACAGACAAAUGGUGGUAAGGGAGACGCCAUUCCCAACAGUGUUGUAUGAUCGGGAUGCACCUCCAUAUUUCGAUGACCCGGGUGAAGAAGAUUAUCUCCAACGAUCACUUAAAGAUGCUGAUUACGAAGGGGAUGACAUUUUCGUGGGAAGGUUGUUCAAAAACAAAGAUGACUGCUGCACAAAACUAGCAAUUCAUGCUAUACGACGAAAGUUUCAUUUCAUACAUGCAAAAUCGUGUCCAACCAUGGUGAUAGCGGUUUGCGUCGGGACCACAAGCCCGUGGCGGGUUUAUACAACAAAAUUAGAAGAUAGUGAGCGGUUUGAAGUGAGGACGGCAACACUGCAGCACACCUGCAGCGUGGACGCCAGAGGCGAUUUCCACAAGCAAGCAUCAAAAGUAGUUAUAGGGAAGCUGAUGAGGACACGGUAUGUUGGCGUUGGAAAAGGACCUAGGCCUAAUGAGUUGCAGAGAAUGCUAAGGCAAGAAUUCAGUCUCAAUGUGUAUCCAAUGGCGUCACACGCGGCUUGUGUGGUUCAUUUGAAAAGAAACAUUAUCGCAAUCUUCAAAAACGAAGCCCUGGGAAGUUUAGUGUCGAGCGCAGCCAGAGCCUACCGCCUAUGUGAUUUCAACAAAAUCUUUGCGGAGAUACGAGCAAUGAACGGGCCAUGUGCUGACUACCUAACCGGAAUUGGGUUUGAGCAUUGGACACGAUCUCAUUUUGUUGGGAAAAGAUAUAACGUGAUGACCAGCAACAUCGCAGAAUCUUUAAACAAUGUGUUGACAAUGGCAAGAGACUAUCCAGUGAUCUCGAUCCUCGAAUCUUGGAGAACAACUUUGGUGGCGUGGUUUGCUCUACGGCGGGAAGCAGCUCAGAUGGAAGACAACAUAUUACCUCCAAAGGUAAAUGAAAUGGUCAUAGAGAACUUUGAAAAAGGGGCAGGUUAUGGAGUGUUUAAAAUAGGGGAUGGGCUAUAUGAGGUGAGAGAUAUGGUGGAUUGCGGGUACGCCGUAAAUCUGUGGGAAAGAACAUGCACCUGCAGACAGUUUCAGCUCCUGACUAUACCAUGUUCCCAUGCAAUAGCUGCCGCAAUCAGAGAAGGGAUAAGAGUUGACACCAUGGUUGGAGUACAGCACACAGUUCCACAACUACGGUUAGCAUACAAAGAAAUGAUUAUGCCCAUCCCAGAUAUGGCUACACUAGCCCCAUCACCAAAUGAUGUCGGAGGAGGGAAGCUAGCACCACCAUAUCUUAAAAGGCCACCAGGGCGGCCAAGAAAAAGAAGGCUAUUUUCUCAGGGACGUCGGGUAAGCGCUGCACACGCUGCCGUUCAGUGGGCCACAAUCGAGCAACAUGCAGGGGACCAAUGACGGUAACGAUUCUAAAAUAUACCCUAUUUAAAAAC
Molecule: messenger RNA, 2351 nt
Organism: Arabidopsis arenosa
Lineage: Eukaryota; Viridiplantae; Streptophyta; Magnoliopsida; Brassicales; Brassicaceae
Source: the annotation of a GenBank genome assembly